Molecule: messenger RNA, 486 nt
Organism: Sporisorium graminicola
Lineage: Eukaryota; Fungi; Basidiomycota; Ustilaginomycetes; Ustilaginales; Ustilaginaceae
Exons: 4
Coding region: 1-486 (161 amino acids)
Cellular component (GO): mitochondrion
Source: RefSeq, a predicted model, not a curated record
AUGUCCCUUCUACGACAGGCUGUCGCAGGAGCCUCCCGCUCCAGCGCCGCGCUCCGAACCAGUGCGGCUCCCCUCCGACACCUUUCCACCUCGUCAGUCACACGCAAGGAUCCUCAGCUCGGUGACUACCCCGAUCUUCCUUUCGUCAGCAACCAGCAGCGCAAAUACUCGCCCAAAUGGUGGGACCCACAAGAGAAGCGCAACUUUGGCGAGACUCCGCACGAGCAAGACGAUGUGCUCUCCGUAUGGGCUCCUGACGUUCAUGCCGUUCCUGCCUCAUCGGCACUCCGUCAAUUCCUCAUCGCUAUCGGUGUUGUCGUUCUCUUCGGCUCCACAGUCUACGCUGCUACUCCCGAGAAGCCGGCACUUCCAAGGACCUACCCCCGAGAAGGCCUCGCCACUGAGCUCGGAGGCGAACAGGUUGCUGCUCCCAAGGAAGGCGCAUUUAGCGCGGACGCAGAAGAGGACGAAGACGACGACGAGUAA